AUUUGUAUGUACAUACGUAUUAUUAAGUUGGCAUUUGAAAAUGAUAUUUUUUCUGAGAGAAGAUAAAUACAUUUUUGUACUUAAAUUACACAUAACCAAUGUGCAAAACUAAUCUAUGAAGUAUGUACAUAAUACACAAUGUACGUUUCACUUCUUAAGUGACGUUAUCAUUAAAAAAUAAGGUUAGAGUUCAAGAAAUUUUGUUACAUGAUGGCAAAUACCGGCUUAUUAGUUUUAACAAAUCCUAAAAGAGUGAUAAAAUUAUUGCCGAUGAUCAGAAAACACAUAUUAAAAACUUUAUAUAUUCAAUAUUUUCCGGAAAAGAAUAUUUUUCUCUCUGGAAGUCAUAUGGUUACAAGUUCUCAGUGGGGAAUAUCUCAUUAUGCUCAAAUCAUUUCUAAUAUUUAUACCGAUACAUCUACUAUAUCUUCUCGACUUGAUGUUCGAGUAUUACUUACAAGUAUGAAAAAUCCUAAUAUAUCGAUAAUAAAUACCAAGAAGCCUGUGGAAAUAGUUAUUUUUGAUCAAAUUUGUAGUAAAAGAGAAGCUGACACAUUUAUUCAAGACUAUUUAGCUAACACUUCUAUGGGCUGUAGUUUUAUUAAUUUUGACGAUGAUUUAAAUUCAGAAAAGCUAGAUAGUGUAACGUCUUGCUUUGUUCAAGAAAAAACUUACAAAAAUGUUGUACUUGGAGGUACAUUUGAUAAAAUACAUAAUGGACAUAAAAUAUUUUUAAGUGAAGCUGUAUUACGUUGUACAGAAAAGCUUACAAUUGGUGUAACUGAUACAAAUAUGUUGUCUUCAAAAUUAUUAUGGGAACUAAUAGAACCUUGUUCUACAAGAAUUUCAAACCUGAAUAACUUUUUAGAAGACAUAGAUUCAACCAUAACAUAUAAUAUUGUGGCUAUAAAUGAUAUGUAUGGACCGACUAAAUAUGAUCCAACAUUUGACAUGGUAGUAGUUAGUGAAGAAACAAAACGUGGCGGAGAUAAAGUAAAUGAAAUGCGUGAAAAAAACAAUUUGAGCAAAUUAGACAUUCACGUUGUAAAAUUAAUAAACGAAGAAAAUCAUAAAAGUUAUGAAGAAAGCAAAAUCAGUUCUAGCAAUCAAAGAAUAAGAUUAUUGGGAACAAAACUUCGAGCUCCUCAAAUAGAAAACAAACCUUUAAAACCUUAUAUCAUUGGUCUGACCGGAGGUAUAGCAAGUGGAAAAUCAUCUGUAGCUAAAAAAUUACAAAAAUUGGGUGCUGCACUUGUGAAUUGUGAUAAAAUAGCACAUGAUUUAUAUCAACCUGGUAAAAAAUGUUUUGAUAUGAUAGUUGAAACUUUUGGUUCAAGUAUUUUGAAACCUGAUGGAUUUAUUAACAGAAAAACACUUGGAAAUAUAGUAUUUAAUGAUCAAACACAAUUAAACAAAUUAAAUAACAUAGUUUGGCCUGUCAUUUUAGAAGAAGCAAAAAAAGAAAUAAAUAAUUUUCAUACAAAAGGAUUUGACAUAAUUGUAAUGGAAGCUGCUGUUUUAAUUCAAGCUAAGUGGCAACAUGAAUGCCACGAAAUCUGGACUUGCAUUAUUCCACAAAAAGAGGCUAUACGACGAGUUGUAGAGAGAAAUGGAUUAACUGAAGUUGAUGCAAAAUUAAGAAUUGAAGCUCAACCAAGUAAUGUUGAACAAAUCAAUGAAGCUAAUGUUGUGAUAUGCAGUUUAUGGAGUCAUAACAUUACUGAAGAACAAGUGGAGAAAGCAUGGAAUGAAUUAAUGGCAUUUUUAACCAAUCAAGUAAAAAGUUAAUAAAAAUUUUAUUACAAA
Frieseomelitta varia is the source of this 1806-nucleotide messenger RNA. It is a transcript of the gene Ppat-Dpck, whose product is annotated as bifunctional coenzyme A synthase. The coding region runs from base 208 to 1788 and encodes 526 amino acids. Lineage: Eukaryota; Metazoa; Arthropoda; Insecta; Hymenoptera; Apidae. The record is from RefSeq and is a predicted model, not a curated record. The transcript is spliced from 5 exons. Gene Ontology annotation, molecular function: ATP binding; dephospho-CoA kinase activity. Gene Ontology annotation, biological process: coenzyme A biosynthetic process.